AUGGCCCUCCCGGCUUGGAAUCUCCUCAAAGGCAAAACUGCCGCUAUCACCGGCGGGACCACAGGCAUUGGCCGAGCCAUCGCGCUAGAAUACAUUCGACAAGGAGCCAAUGUGGCUAUUAAUCACUUGGGACUGGAAAAGGACGAACCUUUGCGUCAUAGUUUACUGGAAGAAGUCGAGAAAAUUCAGCAAGGACACAAAGGAACCGGAUACAAGGUUGGCGAAGUUUUGGAGAUUGCGGGCGAUGUAACAGACCCCAAAACGAGCGAGACGUUGGUCAAUGAGGCGGUUAAGCAAUGGGGAAGACUGGAUAUCUUUGUUGCGAAUGCGGGUGUUUUCAAGGAAGCGAAGUUUCUAGAGAUUCAACCGAGUCUCCUCGAUCACAGUCUAGAUGUCAAUGUCAAAGGUACAUUCUAUUCCUGUCAAGCCGCAGCCCGCCAAAUGGUCAAACAAGGACACGGCGGAUCCAUUAUCGGCGUCUCAUCAGUCAGCGCUCUCGUCGGCGGAGGCUUCCAAACACACUACACACCCACAAAAUCUGCAAUCUUGUCCAUGAUGCAAUCAAUGGCCAUCGCUUUAGGCGAUAACAAAAUUCGCUGCAACGCGCUACUCCCCGGAACAGUCAACACGCAAUUGGCAGCUCACGAUACGGCGAAUCCUACAAAAAUGGCUAUGCUGGAAGCUAGAAUUCCGCUCGGCCGAAUUGGUGAGCCGGAGGAUAUGGCAGGUCCGGCGUUGUUUUUGGCGUGUGAGGAGAUGAGUCGGUAUAUGAAUGCGUCGCCUUUGUUGGUUGAUGGUGGCAUGUUUAGCAAGUUGCAAUAA
This is a messenger RNA of Talaromyces amestolkiae, 822 nucleotides long. RefSeq lists its product as uncharacterized. The record is from RefSeq and is a predicted model, not a curated record. The coding region runs from base 1 to 822 and encodes 273 amino acids. The transcript has 2 exons. Gene Ontology annotation, molecular function: oxidoreductase activity, acting on the CH-OH group of donors, NAD or NADP as acceptor. NCBI's taxonomy places the organism in Eukaryota, Fungi, Ascomycota, Eurotiomycetes, Eurotiales, Trichocomaceae.